Molecule: messenger RNA, 378 nt
Organism: Penicillium digitatum Pd1
Lineage: Eukaryota; Fungi; Ascomycota; Eurotiomycetes; Eurotiales; Aspergillaceae
Source: RefSeq, a predicted model, not a curated record
AUGUCCUCCCCCAGCACCGUCUGCGACUUCCAAAAAGAGCGUUCCAACUUUCUCUCUUGGCUCGAUGACCAAGCCCGCCUCAUCAGACAUCAGCCAAAGUCAGAAACCAUUGCAGAAGUGAAAGUGAAUUUACGGGAACAUGCCGUCGAAUACCUCGAUCGAAUCACUCAAGCUGCGACUAUCAUGGCUUGUGAAGCAAAAGACCAUAUCUGCGUCACAGAAAAGCCACCCCUGUUCUUUGAGGUUGGGGUUCCGAAACUGUGUAGUGCGCUACAGCUACGAUUGCCCCAACUGGCCUCGAGGCUUGCUAUCAAUCCUAAAUGCGAUAUGUGUGUUCAUUUCAUUAUUAUGAACAUUCUGGCGGAGCCCGGGUUUUAG